AUGCAGGCCUUAACUAAGCAGCAAAUAGGUCUUGGAACUGCCGCAAUAAGCAUCUCGCUUCUAGGAUUGGUACGGAACUGGGCUGCUGGAGGUGCUUGUUCGACAAAGGAUUUGAACAAAAACUUGAAGGGCAAAGUCAUCAUUAUCACCGGAUCAAACACCGGAAUUGGCUACGAAACAGCACUUCAACUGGCCAAACAAGGAGCCACUAUCUGUGUCGCUUGUCGUCCGUCCCAAAAGACACACGAUGCAGUAAGAACUAUUCGUGAGAAAUCAAAGAAUGAAGAUGUCUUUGCUUCAGAAUUGGAACUGGACUCUAUGGACUCCAUUCGUGCCUUUGCUGAGAGGUGGAUUAAGAGUGGAAAACCCAUCCACAUUCUCAUCAACAAUGCUGGCGUGAUGGCAAUUCCUGAGCGUCGAGAGACCAAAGAUGGCUUUGAAAUGCAGAUGGGUACCAACCACUUGGGCCAUUUCUUGCUCACGGAGCUCUUGUUGGAAACAAUCAAGUCCUCAGCUCCCGCUCGGAUAAUCAACUUGUCCUCUAUUUCGCAUUCUCGAAAUGGACCUGACAGCAGAGGAUCUUUCAUUAAUUUUGACGACUUCCAAAGCAAGAAGGACUACGCAGGCCCUCGUGUCUACUCAAGGACAAAAUUGGCAAACAUCUUGUAUACAGACAAUUUGGCUAAACGAUUAUCUGGGACCGGUGUAACUGCUAACUCGUUGCAUCCUGGUGUCGUGAGAACUGAGCUCAUCCGACAUGUGAAUAUUCCAUUUUAUGCUUGGUCUCUCUAUCCCAUCGCCAUGAUCGUCACGAAAACGCCAUGGGAAGGAGCUCAGACUACCCUCCACGUGGCACUGUCUGACGAAUGCUCGCAGGUAACGGGCAAAUAUUUUGCUGACUGUGUCAUCAAAGCUAAAUCGGCACCUCAAGCCGAGUCUGUUGAUGCUGAAAAUACUCUGUGA
Synchytrium microbalum is the source of this 963-nucleotide messenger RNA. RefSeq lists its product as uncharacterized. Bases 1 to 963 code for a protein of 320 amino acids. The transcript has 7 exons. NCBI's taxonomy places the organism in Eukaryota, Fungi, Chytridiomycota, Chytridiomycetes, Synchytriales, Synchytriaceae. The record is from RefSeq and is a predicted model, not a curated record.